AGAAGACACAUUUAAACAUGUAAAAUGUCAAAAUUUGUUUUACUAUACUAAUUUAUGAAUAAAUCCCUAAAAUUAUUAACAAAAAAAUGGAUAAAAGCGGAAUUUCCUCAGUAAAUAACUCCCAGUACGAUUUGUAUUUACAAGAAAUAGAAGGAAUCGACGAUUAUUGGGGCCCCACAUUCAGAGCCAUAUUCGAUAAUAACCAAGAAUUGGAAUUCGAGAAGAAACUAAACGAAAGGAUAAAACACCACGAUAAGGACAUCGAACGAUUGUGCAACGUUUAUUAUCAAGGAUUCAUCGAAUCCGUCAAAGAACUACUCGAAGUCAGAUCUCAAGCGAACAAACUCAAUAGUCAAGUCGUGAGUUUGGAUAAGCAAGUGCACGAUGCGGCCGGGGGAAUCACAAAAUCCUCAUCGGAUUUACUUCAAGCCAGGAAAGUUCAAAACAACAUUGCCUCCGUCAUAGCCCAAUUGAAUUUGUGCCUUCCAGUCUUUAUUAUUUACUCCAAAUUGCAGAAACAAAUAGCCGAUAAACGAUACUACCCAGCUUUAAAGACUUUAGAAGAACUGGAGCAUUUGCAUUUACCCCACGUAGCGAAUUAUAGGUUUUCGAAACAAUUACAGGAGAAUAUACCAAAAUAUAGAGAGAAGAUCGAAGGCGCUUCGAUGUCGGAUUUGAAAGACUUUUUGGAAAACAUAAGGAAAUUUUCGCCGAAAAUCGGCGAGGUGGCCAUGAGACACACCAACGAACAAAUCGCCAGCGAUCCCACCGUAGUGGGUAGAAAGAAGAAACGAAACGCCCCGCAGCCCCCGGGCCAUUUCUCGGACGAAGAUCGAAGCGCCCAGGAAUUGAUAGAUUUCUCACCCAUAUACAGGGGAUUGCACAUAGCCCACGUGUUGGGCAGAUCCUCCACGUUCGAGGCCUACUACAGAACCGAACGAACCAAACAAGUCCGAUUGGUCCUACAGCCACCUUCUAAUAUGCACGAGUCCGAGGAGAGUUAUAGAAUUUACAUUUACGCCGUGUUGGGGUUCUUUAUAUUGGAAGAUCAUGUACUGAAUACCGGCAGAGGAUUGAUAACGAGGACUUUUUUGGACGAAAUGUGGUCGAUGGCGCUUUCGAAAGUCGUUACGGCUCUUCAAACGAACACGGCUUAUUGUACGGACGCCUCGUUGAUUUUGCGCAUAAAAGACCUGAUAAUGUUGUUUUGUACGACUUUAAGGAACUACGGUUAUUCAGUGAAGCCCCUGUGGGAGCUCGUAAGAGAACUGAGAGACCAUUACACGGAGGUGCUGAUGCAGAGAUGGGUGCAGGUGUUCCGUAAAAUCCUCGCCGACGAAGACUUUCGACCGAUCGAAGUGAACAAUCAAGAAGAGUUGAAUGAAGUGUUGCUGUCGUUCCCUUGGGAAGGGGACCUUCCCGACGACAUUCGGUAUCCUUACGUGUUCCCGUUUUCCAGUAUGGUGCCGAAAAUAUACAGGGAGGUGAAAGAGUUCAUAUACGCUUGCAUUAAAUUCUCCGAAGACUUGAAUCUCAGUCAAGUGGAAGUCGACGAAAUGAUAAGGAAAUCGAUGAAUUUGCUAUUAACGAGAACCUUCAACGGUUGCCUAACGUCCACUCUGAGAAGUCCUCACGUUAAUUUGCAAGAAAUCAUACAGAUCAUCAUAGAUACAGGGUAUUUGGAAGAGGCCAACAUUUAUCUGGAUCAGUUUAUAUCUAAUAUCACCGGCGAGGAAACUCGAAGCGUGACUUCGUCUCUAACGCACGGACAAUCCGCGUUGUUUUCGGUAUCCCGAGAGGACGCCGUUCGGCAGAUUUGCGAGAAACUCAAGCAGAAAUUGGACGAAUUUUUCGAAUUGGAAAACUACGAUUGGUUGCUGGUCGAGCCCAAUGGACACGCUUCCGUUUACAUAUCGGAUAUCAUAGCCUUUUUACACGCCACAUUCCAAAGUUUCACCAAUAUUCCGCAAGAAGCCGCCCAAAUGGCCUGCAAAUCGGCCUGCGAUCACAUAGCAAAAUCGCUGUUGGCCAUGCUGGUAAACGAAGAAAUCAAGCAAAUUUCCAUGGGCGCCUUGAAUCAAUUGAAUUUGGAUUUGUUGCAGUGCGAACAAUUCGCCGCUUCCGAACCGGUGGAAGGUCUACAAGAAGGUAUUUUACUCACGUACUUCGAACAUUUAAGGGAGAUAUUAGAUUUGUUCAUAUCCUGGGACUGGCCUACGUACUUUCACGACUACGCCCAGGAAACCAACAAAUACAAGAAAGUCACGCCCGAAGUGGCCAUCGUUAUAUUAGAGAAAUUGAAAGAGGGCGACAAGAAAACGAUGUUUACCGUGUUAAAGAAGAGCGAGAGAGAUAAGAAGAAACUGUUGGAGACAGUGCUGAAGCAGCUGAGGCAAUUGGCUCAGAUUCCUGCGGGUAAAUGAGGUAAUUACGGGAUGAAAAAUUCAUCGAAUCCGAAAGUUUCUUUGUUACACUGUUGAGAAGUAAUCGCACUAUCAUUGUUUAUGUAGAUUUAAACAUUAUCUACUAUAAAAACGGCGUUUUAUUGCACCGAAAAUCUACCUAAUUAAAAAUUAUUGUACUAUGUGGAAUGUUUGGA
This is a messenger RNA of Phyllotreta striolata, 2599 nucleotides long. Lineage: Eukaryota; Metazoa; Arthropoda; Insecta; Coleoptera; Chrysomelidae. The record is from the annotation of a GenBank genome assembly.